GCUGAUAAUGGGGCCUCUGAAGUUCUUGUUCCGUUAUUAUAAAACUGAGUCCUUCACUCUCUCUCGAACCAGCUCACAGAAACAAUGAUCUCCUACGCCGACAUGCUCAAGGGAUCACAUGGAUGUCAACAACUUCAACUAUCCUCCAUUGUCAGAGAUGUAAACUACAGCUGUGGCUCGUGUGGUUAUGAGCUGAACUUGAACUCCAGCAACCGCAACACUUGUUCUCUCAUUGACUCAAAGUCCAUAAAGAGAGGCAUCAUCUCCUUCUUCUCCGUGGAUGAGAGCAGGUUCACUCAGAUCCAGCAACUUCACUGGCCUUCUUGGAUGCCCUUUUUCAACUCCAAGCGCCAAAGAACCAAGCUUUUUUGCCGCAGCUGUGGGAACCACCUUGGCUAUGCUUACACUUUGCCCUCUCAAUCUCAAUCCUGGGAUGGCAUCUCUGAUGAUUCCAGAAUCUAUGAUAUCAAACUAACCGCUUUGUUACCUUCUUUCUGCGAGGAACCAAGUCAAAAGUUAGAGGAUAUGGGCAAGUUUGAGACUGCAUCUUCCUCCACUCUGGUGUUCUAAUUCUGAAAGGGACAGAAACAUAUUCAUCAGUUUCUUGUUUGUUUGAAUGUGAAUUAAUGUAUUCUACCUUUUGAUCAUUAUGAGGAUACUUUCUCAAUAGUUUUUUUUUUUUUUAAUUCUGUUCCGUGUGCUUAGUUGAUCAUUUAACUAUUGUGUAAUGUUUAGCUUUAUUGUAUAUUGUAUAAUCUCCUAUUUAUUUACAAUUUUGAA
Messenger RNA from Glycine soja, 780 nucleotides. RefSeq lists its product as uncharacterized. NCBI's taxonomy places the organism in Eukaryota, Viridiplantae, Streptophyta, Magnoliopsida, Fabales, Fabaceae. Bases 85 to 570 code for a protein of 161 amino acids. The transcript is spliced from 2 exons. The record is from RefSeq and is a predicted model, not a curated record.